Molecule: messenger RNA, 4595 nt
Organism: Enhydra lutris kenyoni (northern sea otter)
Lineage: Eukaryota; Metazoa; Chordata; Mammalia; Carnivora; Mustelidae
Product: KN motif and ankyrin repeat domains 3
Exons: 8
Coding region: 1565-4333 (922 amino acids)
Biological process (GO): negative regulation of actin filament polymerization
Cellular component (GO): cytoskeleton; cytoplasm
Molecular function (GO): protein binding
Source: RefSeq, a predicted model, not a curated record
UUUGUUUGUUUGUUUUUUUGUUUUGAAUUUUUUUUAAGUUCCCAGGACCUCAAAUUUGGGUGUGACGAGGUCACCAGAGGAGGGGGCUGAGCCCAUUGAGUCACAGUGCCAGCUGUGGGAGGCGGGCCCAGACCCCUAAUCGGUCCAGGUUUUUUUCCACGACUCAACUCUUCCCUGGCAGUUUCCUGAAAACAAGUUGUGUGAGCACAGGCCGUCCUCCCUGAUGACCGGCUGCCCUGCUGGCCUGCCCCUCUCUGCCGGUGUAAGGGGACAGGAAACAGCUGCUUCAGGACUGGAAGGGGCCCUGCCUGCCUGGGGGUGGGGUGAGGGAGGUUUUAGGGACACAGACUGGGCAUAGGUCCGGAGUGGCAGGGUCCCCCCAGCAGUGGAGCAGGGGAUAUUCAAUGGCUGGUGGGUGUCGGGGUACAGAGGUGGUCAUCAGAAGUGUGGGAGGUUAGGAGGGGCGAUGGCAAAGGUUGCCAGGUGGUUGGCACAUAGAGCACUGGGUCAGGGAGAGGACAGAUGGGUCCGGCAGACCCCUGGUGGUGGAGGCUCGGUGGGCAAAGGGUCCCCGGAAGAUGGGCAGAGCCCAGUCUGAGGGCAUUUCCCGCAGAGAGCUGACCUGGUUGCUCUGUGCCUUAGUUUCCCCAUCUGGAAAAUGUGAAUGAUAAUAUCCACCUUACACAAUUGUAUGGGGCUUGCAUUUAAUCAGGCAGGGCAUACAGUAGGUACUGAAGACAGCUUUCCCUUCCUCAAAGGUUUUUCGUGUGAGCUCUUCAAAGCCCCAUUUUCCCUGCCCUGUGCUUUCUGAUUGUCCCUGUUAAUUACCACAUGAGAUGUGGCCCACCGUCCCUCGGUUUCGUAGAGCCUCCAUCAUGUUUCCCGAAGAGUCCCCCCAGCCCCAGGUAUAGCCACAGUUCUGACAACCUGGGUGCUUAUAGUUCCAUUACAAGCUCCUACGAGCCAGGAACAGAACCCUGUGGCACUCCACUAGAGACAUCCUAGGGAGAAAGGUCUCCACUGAUUUGAAUCCUUGGUACAUCUGGCCCACGACUCUCCAUCAUGACGACAAGGCUCUCGCAAGUGACCUGGUAAAAACUCAGAGGCACAAUUAUAUCUUGUCUGCAUUUCUUUAAGGAAAAAAGAUUCAAGUGACCCUGCAUUUGUCCCUUUUUUAAUAUGCAGAAUCUGACCAGAUGAAUUUCUACGGAGCCCAUGGAGGGCUUCCAGCUCUCACCUUCUUCUUCUGAAGGUUCACACCUCAUCCCUUAGAGCACCAGCUUCUAAUUUUGCUCUGGGACUGACACAGCUUGGCAGGUCUGGAAUGACCCUUCCCAGCCCCCACACCUAGUCACUCAUGCUCUCUGAUGACUGUCCUCUCUUCUUGGUGCCCUUCCUGCCUCCUCCUCCCCAGCACGCUGAGGCCUGGACCUGGGGACGCCCACAUUCAUUCAUUCUGAAGUUCCAAGGCCUCUUGAAGGAUCAGGGAGGACAGGACAUAUGUGUGUGGGAGGGUGGAUGAGGGUCUGUUUACUCACUUAGAGUUCCAGCCGACUCCAGAGGGAUGGGGCCAGCCCCAGCCUCACCCCCUCUGGGGACAUUUUCCAGGGUGUGUCUGGCAGCUACUCCAGAAAACAUGGCCAAGUUUGCCCUGAAUCAGAACCUGCCUGACCUGGGUGGCCCUCGCCUGUGCCCCAGCACCACUGAGGGCGCCCGCAGCCCGAGCUCGCCCUACUCAGUGGAGACGCCCUAUGGCUUCCACCUGGACCUGGACUUCCUCAAGUACGUGGAGGAGCUGGAGCGCGGCCCCACCACCCGCCGCGCCCCCGGCCCCCCGCCUGCGCGCCGCCCCCGUGCACCCCGGGCGGGCCUCGCAGGCGCGCGUAGCCCAGGCGCCUGGACCUCCAGCGAAUCCCUGGCCAGUGACGAUGGGGGAGCAUCGGGCGCACUCUCCCCCGGCGCGCCCUCGGGACUCCUGCUGCCGCCGCUGUCGCCGCGCGUGCCCGUGCGUAAUCCGCGGGUCGAGCACACGCUCCUGGAAACUAGCCGACGGCUGGAGCUGACGCAGGCGCACGAGCGCGCGCCCAGCCCCGCCCGCGCCGUCCCGCGCAGUCCGCGAGGUUCUGGUCGCAGCAGCCCCGCCCCCAGCCCCGCCUCCAACCCCGCCCCCGCCUCUCCCGGUCCCGCGCAAUUGCAGCUGGUGCGCGAGCAGAUGGCCGGGGCUCUGCGGCGCCUGCGCGAGCUCGAGGAACAGGCGCGCGCGCUGCCCGGGCUGCAGGAACAGGUGCGCGUGCUGCGUGCGGAGAAGGCGCGGUUACUGGCAGGACGCUGGCCCCCGGAGCCCGACGGGGAGGCCGAGGCGCGCCCGGACAAGCUAGCUCAGCUUCGCCGGCUCACCGAGCGCCUCGCCACCUCCGAGCGUGGCGUUCGCUCCAGGGCCAGUCCCUGGGCCGAUGGCCCCGACGGGCCGGCUUCUAGGGGCAGUGAAGGCGCGCUCCAGGCCCCCGACGCAGCCGGGACCCCAGACGGGGCGCUGCAGACGCGGGAGGCUGGCGUCCAGGCGGUGCCGGAGACCCAAGACGCCAGGGCCCAGGCAGUGCCGGAGACCCGGGAGGCUGGCGUGGAAGCGGCCCCCGAGACCCUCGAGUCGGACGCGUGGGUGACCGAGGCGCUGCUGGGGAUGCCCGAGGCCGCCGAGCGCGAGCUGGAGCUGCUCCGCGCCAGCCUGGAGCACCAGCGCGGGGUGAGCGAGCUCCUGCGCUGCCGGCUGCGAGAGCUGGAGGAGGCCCGAGAGGCUGCCGAAGAGGAGGCAGCGGCAGUUGCGGCGGCUCAGCCCCAGCCGCACGAGGCUGCUACCCAGACCCCGUGGGCUUGCGCCGCGAAGGCCACACAGACCGAGACCCCCGCCGAGGACCCUGGCCUGAGCCAGGAGAACCCGAAGGGACCCAUGGAUGCAGACAGAGCCAUGGCCCCUGCGGGCAUCCUCAAAUCCAUCAUGAAGAGGAGGGAUGGUACACCUGGCGCCCAGCCCAGCCCUGGACCCAAGAGCCUGCAGUUUGUUGGGGUCCUCAACGGAGAGUACGAGAGCUCAUCCAGCGAGGACGACAGCGACAGUGACAGCGACAGCGAGGACGGUGCUGCCGAGCCUCCAAGGAGCAGCUCCUCCGGGGAGGACAGCGGCAGGGAUGUUGGGGACGACAGUGGCAGGGAUGCCCUGGACCCGGAGCUGGAGCCCGAGCCCGCGCCCGAGCUGGAGGCAGAACCUCAGCCUGGUGCGCAGGGGAGGUGCGAGCUGAGCCCGCGUUUGAGGGAGGCGUGCGCAGCGCUGCAGCGACAGCUGAGCCGACCCCGUGGAAUCACCCGCGAUGGCGGCGCGGCGCGCCUAGUGGCCCAGGAGUGGUUUCGAGUGUCGAGCCAGCGGCGCUCUCAGGCAGAGCCCGUGGCGGGGGUCCUGGGCGCGGUGGCGCGCCUGGGACCUGAGCUCCUGGUGCACGUGGUGAACCUGGCCGAUGGCAACGGGAACACAGCCCUGCACUACAGCGUGUCCCACGGGAACCUGGCCAUCUCGAGCUUGCUGCUGGAUACCGGGGUCUGCGAGGUUGACCGCCAGAAUCGGGCUGGCUACACGGCCCUCAUGUUGGCUGCACUCACCUCUGUGGGGCGAGAAGAAGACAUGGCUGUGGUUCAGAGACUCUUCCACAUGGGCAACGUUAAUGCCAAGGCCAGCCAGGUGCGUGGACACUUCUUCCUUUGCUCCCUGUCUAGUGAGGUCACUUCUGGGUUUGUCUCUGACCUCCCUUCCUCCAGUGCCGCUCCCGCACAACCCUUUCCCCUUCUUUGUCCCCAGACAGGACAGACAGCCCUCAUGCUGGCCAUCAGCCACGGCCGCCAGGACAUGGUGGCAGCCCUGCUGGCAUGUGGGGCAGAUGUGAAUGCCCAGGAUGCGGAUGGGGCCACAGCGCUGAUGUGUGCCAGUGAGUACGGGCGCCUGGAGACUGUCCGGCUGCUGCUGGCCCAACCAGGCUGUGACCCGGCCCUCCUGGAUAAUGAGGGCACCAGCGCCCUGGCCAUUGCCUUGGAGGCCGAGCAGGAUGAGGUGGCUGCACUGCUGCAUGCGCACCUGAGCUUGGGCCGGCCGCAAUCCCCGGUGAGUGCAGCCCCUACACUGCAGGGACCAGGCCCCCCUGCCACACGCUGGCUUCAGAGAGCAUACCAAGUGUGCCCUGGGAAGGAGGCCUCCUUUCCACCUUUCCUGGGGAAGCACCCAGGGUCAGGGGAACCUGGGUUUGACCCCUUGCAUGUGGCUGAGGUUCCCCCUGCAAAAUACCUGUGAGACGCACCUCCAUGUCACAGGUCACGAGCCCAAGGUCUCCAGAGGGGAAGUGAUCUAAGAUCAGGUGGAAGCUGUUAGACCUAGCUCCCACUUUCCCUGUCAGGGGACUCCUGCUACCGCCCCCAAGAGGCUUCCACCACAGGGGAAUCCUGCCCACGGGUAACUGACAGGACCCCUCCCCCACCUCUCCCCAGUCACCCCUUGAGUCCCCCACAGCUGUGCCUGGUGAAGGAGAACACAGUGACCAUAAAGAAGACCCCCA